Ooceraea biroi (clonal raider ant) is the source of this 2117-nucleotide messenger RNA. Its product is annotated as lanC-like protein 2. The record is from RefSeq and is a predicted model, not a curated record. Gene Ontology annotation, biological process: carbohydrate metabolic process; peptide modification. Gene Ontology annotation, cellular component: plasma membrane. Lineage: Eukaryota; Metazoa; Arthropoda; Insecta; Hymenoptera; Formicidae.
ACCUUGUUUUCUUCCACCAUGCGUGAUAUCAUCAUCAUUCUUACAUCAUCGAUCACAGUAGUCCGCACUACUGAUCUAUCCGGUCUGUCUGAGUACUACGCGUUAAAAUUAUAAAAUACGAAGUGCGAAAGUUGUAUAAUUAUGGAUACUAAUCGGUAUUAUAAAAAUCCAUUUAUGGAUUAUUCCAGUGUUACUGGUUAUAAUAUAGUCGACAUUGAUAAUAAUACGGUAUGACUUAACUUUUUAUACGUGUCAUUCAAUAAGUGAAGAGAUAAACUGAAGAGGAACUGUAGUGCAAAAAACUAUCGUAAUAACGAAUACGAAUUAAAAAUUAUAAGUUCUCACUUAAAUAAUGUAAUCUACUUAGCGCUACGAAUGCUUCAGAACUUUUCACCCUUUUUUCUGUCAAAAAGAAAGAAAGAGUUUUGAAGCACUUGGAAUAUUAACCUUUUAACUGGGGAUUAACUCGUCAUUGGAAAAUGUAUUUCCAGUGCGUAUGACGAGUUAACUCGUCAUAGAACUUUGAAGACGACGCAUGUAAAUUUAAACUCGAUACAUCAUUCGAUUUUUCUUGGUAUCAUACUGACACGAUAUCUUUCGAUGUUUUUCUACUUUCAUUUGUGAAUGCACUUUUGAUUGAUGAUAAUUUUAAAUCGCUAUUGACAUCAAAAAUCAAUGAAUUCAUGAAAAUAUUAGAAAAAAAUGAUAAAAUAUGGUACAGUAACAAUGACUAUUCAACGUACACUGGAUUAGCAGGAAUUGCAUAUAUAUUUUACCAUUAUGGGAAAUAUUAUAACAAUUCUGCAUAUGUCACAAAAGCAAUGGAACUAUUAGAAAAAUGUAUUGCAGAAUUCAAAAGCAGACAUGAAAUAACAUUUCUAACUGGAAUUGUAGGUCCAUUAUCAUUGACAGCAAUAAUGUUACAUUCACAACAGAAAGAAGAGCAAGCGAACCAAUUAAUUCUUAGGCUAAAAUCCUUCUCUGUUUACAUUUUGGAUAAACAUAAUGAUAUCUCGAAUGAAUUAUUAUAUGGAAGAACUGGAUAUCUAGCUGCUUUGCUUUAUAUAAAUGAAAAUAUAUCUCCACUUUGUAUUGAAGCAGAUCUUAUAAGAAAGGUUGGUUCUUGUAUAAUUAACUCUGGGAUAACGUACGCCUCGUCAAAUCAUUCUCAAUCACCUUUAAUGUACUCUUGGCAUGAAAAGGAAUAUGUUGGUGGCGCUCAUGGACUAUCUGGCAUUUUAUAUUUGCUAUUGCAGGCGCGACACUAUUUGACACAGGAACAAAUUGAUAAAUAUAUAAAACCGUCCUUAUACUAUCUUCAAGGAUUACAAUUUUCUUCUGGGAAUUUUCCUUCUUCGAUAAGAAAUCAGUCUGAUAGAUUAGUGCAAUGGUGUCAUGGAGCACCUGGAAUGUCUGGAUUGUUUUGUUUAGCUUAUAAGGUAUUUAGAGAUGACGCAUUUCUGAAAACUGCAAUACAAUGUGGAGAAGUAACAUGGGAAAGAGGAUUAUUAAGAAAAGGAUAUAGUAUUUGUCAUGGUGUUGCUGGAAAUGGUUACACUUUUAUACGUUUAUUUCAACAAACAAAGGAUAUCAAAUAUUUAUAUCGAGCUUGUAAAUUUGCUGAAUGGUGUUUUCAUUAUGAAACACAUCAAAACCGAUCUCCUGAUAGACUAUUCUCGUUAUUCGAAGGUCUCGCUGGUGUUAUCUACUUUUUGUUAGAUGUACAGCAGUCACAUAUAGCUAAAUUUCCAACUUAUGAUAUUAAGAUUUAAGAAAGAUUAAAAUAACUUACCAUAUUAAUCUAAGUUAUAACAAUUAUAUAUAAUUACUAUAUAAAUAAAAAUAACAUUAUUUACAUCCAUAAUAAAAACAGAUAUGCAAUUUCGCUUUAAUUAUAUGUACGGUUUGUAUCGAAAUAAUGUAAAAUUGGAGAUUUGCAUUGUUGCUUUUAUCUAGUACCUGAUUCUUUGUUGCAUAUAAUUGUGUAAAGUACGAGCGUGAUCGUGAAUGACUGUUUGACAGUUUGAAACUUUGUAUAUAGAAUAUCUUUCUAGAGUUAGAUAAAUCUCUUUUUAAGAUUAAGCUAUAAGGAUUACGUUAUAUAAAUAAAUCAAUAU